This is a messenger RNA of Varanus komodoensis (Komodo dragon), 1054 nucleotides long. Its product is annotated as cytochrome P450 2K6-like. The record is from RefSeq and is a predicted model, not a curated record. Gene Ontology annotation, biological process: xenobiotic metabolic process. The transcript has 6 exons. Gene Ontology annotation, cellular component: intracellular membrane-bounded organelle; cytoplasm. Gene Ontology annotation, molecular function: heme binding; iron ion binding; oxidoreductase activity, acting on paired donors, with incorporation or reduction of molecular oxygen, reduced flavin or flavoprotein as one donor, and incorporation of one atom of oxygen. Bases 108 to 1037 code for a protein of 309 amino acids. NCBI's taxonomy places the organism in Eukaryota, Metazoa, Chordata, Lepidosauria, Squamata, Varanidae.
CAUAGGCAAUAUCUAAUGCAGCUUUAUGAAAUACAGAGAGUGUCCUCGAUCAAAAGGUGCGGAGAUCUUCAUUACAUUCACUGCGGAAAACCACUUACUGAAAGGAGAUGGAUUGGACGGACCCCUUCCCAGUGGUGCUCCUGCUCGCCCUCACACUUACACUCCUCUUGAAAUGGGCUGGUUUCUGGAGCAGCAGCUCCCGAGCCCUUCCACCAGGACCCAGGCCUUUCCCUCUAAUUGGAAAUCUCCACAUCUUCGAUCUGAAGCGGCUCCACAGAACAAUGCUAAAGUUGUCAAAAGAGUAUGGCUCCAUCUUCAGCAUCCAAAUGGGAGUCCGGAAGAUGGUGGUACUGACAGGGUACGAGACAGUAAAGGAGGCGCUGGUGAACCAGGCUGAUGCAUUUGCAGAGAGGCCCUACAUCGCGAUCUUUGAUGAGUUUGCAAGGAACUUUGGUGAGAUCGUUGAAGAGUGCGGCUCUCUGAUAAAGGCACUUGAAUCCCAUGGAGGAAAUCCCUUUGAAGGCACUACAAUUAUGAAUGCAGCUGUUUCCAAUAUUAUAGUGUCUAUACUAUUUGGCAAGCAAUUUGAAUAUGAUGAUGCCAGAUUUCUCAGAUUGCUAAAGUUGGUCAGUGAAAAUAUCCGGCUUGGGGGAAGCCCUUCAGUCCUGCUGUAUAACAUGUUUCCUGCAUUUGGCUUCCUUUUGGAUAGUUGUAAGACUGUCCUUAAAAACAGAGAUGAAGUAUUUGCUUUCAUAAAUGACACCUUUGUCAAACACCUCAAAGACCUGGAUGAAAAUGACCAACGGAAUUUUAUUGAUUCAUUUUUGAUUCGACAGCAAGAGGAGAAAAAGAGCACGAGUACUGGCUUCUUCCAUCAGGAAAACCUAAGAGCUCUUGUUUCUGACUUGUUUGGUGCUGGCACAGAGACCACGUCAAGCACUCUGCGCUGGGGCAUAUUGCUCAUGAUGAAGUACCCUGACAUUCAGAGUGAGUACUUCUGUGGGUCUGGCUCCCUUUCCGCACUAUUUGGGGCUUAAGUAUGAAAAACCAGAGU